This is a messenger RNA of Chondrus crispus (carragheen), 1341 nucleotides long. RefSeq lists its product as hypothetical. The transcript has 3 exons. The record is from RefSeq and is a predicted model, not a curated record. NCBI's taxonomy places the organism in Eukaryota, Rhodophyta, Florideophyceae, Gigartinales, Gigartinaceae. Gene Ontology annotation, cellular component: membrane. The coding region runs from base 1 to 1341 and encodes 446 amino acids.
AUGUUCGCAGUUACCGAAGUGACUGGGAUAUUUCUGCGCGUACUUCUGAACCACCUCCAUCAUACAAUGCACUACUUUUCCGCCGCUCGUCUUUAUCAACCACAGUCCCCUGCCCCAACACUUUAUGACCUCAUCCCUCACUACGACACACACCAGAUGUGUUCCGAAUUCUAUCCUGUCCCCGAAGAGCAUCUUUUCGUCGAAGAGCAUCUUUUCGUCGAAGAGGGUCUCCUCGUCGAAGAGGACGCGCUCUCAUCCCCGCCUUCCUCUGCCGACAGCCCCCUCAAGCCUCUCAAAAAACACCACACACUGCCCUUCUCCCCUUCCGCUCUCCUCCCGACCGCCCUCAUCCUCUCCUCCUCUGUCUUCUUCGCCGCCAUGAGUGUCUCCGUUCGAAGCGCUGUCCUCAAUCACCGUCUCUCCGUCCCCCUCAUCACCUUUUCCCGCGCCCUUCUCCAAUUCUGUAUCUCCUCCCUGCUCCUCAUCACCCUCUACACUCGUUCCCUUCUCUCCACCCUCACCCGCACCUCCCUCCUCAAACUCGCCCUGCGCGCCCUUCUGGGCUCCCUCUCCAUCCUCUGCAAAUACGCCACCCUCUCCCGCCUCCCGACAUCUCUCGCCGUUGCCCUGUUCUCCACCUCACCGCUUUUCGCCCACUUCCUCUCUCCAGAGCCGCUCUCGCCACGCCAACCAUUCGCCUUCUUCCUCACCUUUCUCGGUGCCCUCCUUGUGGGGCUCCCCGCUUUCCUCCCGUCUUCUUCCCAGCCCUAUACUGCGCUCCCUAUCAUUCUUGGCCUCGCCGCAGCCUUCUGCACGGGCGCCUCCAUUGUUACUGUGCGCAAGCUCGACGGAAACGUCCAUUUCAUAACCAUUGUCUUUGCGAUCAGCAUCGGCACUAUGAUUGCCCCCAUAAUUUUGUACGCCGUGCAGCACUCAGAGUUUCUACCCGUUCAACUGGCUAAUAUCCCACACGAACACAUCGCCCCUUUGCUUGCCAUCGGCUUGUUUGCUUUUGCAGGCGCGUCUUGCUUUAAUCGCGGCAUCCAGCUCACCACCGCCGCGAGAGCAGCCCUGCUGCGAUCCUCUGAUAUUCCCGUGAACUUUCUCAUAGCCGCACUCGUCCUAGAGUUUGCUUCACAAGAACGAACCAAAACCGUGGAUAUGCAUAAUUGCCACGGGGUUCAUCAUGUCGAGGCAUUCGCUGUACGGUUACCAUUCCAACUGGUAAAGCACUGUCCACUUUUCCGCACUCUGGCCGAAAUGGUGGGGCGCAAAAGAUGCGAAAACGUUCAUCGUCACCGUGCAGCUCCGUCAAAGAGCUGCAAGACAUUUACCCCGUAA